Pygocentrus nattereri (red-bellied piranha) is the source of this 3505-nucleotide messenger RNA. RefSeq names its product ring finger protein 208 (gene rnf208). Gene Ontology annotation, molecular function: ubiquitin protein ligase activity. The record is from RefSeq and is a predicted model, not a curated record. Gene Ontology annotation, biological process: protein ubiquitination. NCBI's taxonomy places the organism in Eukaryota, Metazoa, Chordata, Actinopteri, Characiformes, Serrasalmidae. The transcript is spliced from 2 exons. The coding region runs from base 1994 to 2782 and encodes 262 amino acids.
AGAGGCGGAGGGAGCACAAAAAAUGAAGGGGAGGGUAGAAACGAGAGAGAUAGAGAGAGUAAAUGAGUGAAGUGUGCAGAGACAGAGCUCUAUACACACACAGGCGAGUGGGGGUGAGAAGCACAGAGAAGCAUUCACGAGAGAGAGAGAGAGAGAGAGAGAGAGAGAGAGAGAGAGAGAGAGAGAGAGAGAGAGAGAGAGAACGGGUAAGAUAUAAAGUAAAAGGUAGAGAGACAGAGAAAGGAGGAGAGAGCUACAGAAAUUGUGUCAGGACACAGUGAAAGACAGAUUGAGAGAGAGUGUGCGUGAGAGAUAAAGGAGAGAACGAGUGUGAUAAAGAGUAAGUGAUUGAGAUGGAUUGGGUGAGAGACGCAGAGAGAGAGCGAGAGGGUAAGUGGUAGGGAGAGGAAGAGAGGGAAGAGAGUGAUAUAGAGUGAGUGAUAUAUAUAUAUAUAUACAUAGAGAGAGGAAGAGAGAGAGAUAAACAUAAGCAGACUGCAGACUCUGGUGCUGAACGAGAGAAAGGAGGGAGGGAACGAAGAGAGAAGCAUGUAAGAGAGAGAGAGAGAGAGAGAGAGGUGGGGGAAAGAAAUGAGCAGACAGAAGGAGAGGAGUGAACUGUCGGAAAGAGAGAUGGUCAGAGGACGGCAGAGUGGACGAGGAGAGUGUUGAGAAAGAGGAGAAAAGGCGGAACAGAAGGAGAACUGCUCGCCCACCACAUCCUUCUCCAUCAUUCUUGUCGCCGUGACGACGCUUCCCUCAAUCUUUCCCCUCCUCCACCCUUCUCUCCUUCUCCUCUCAUAGAAAGGGAUGCUUUCUCUCUCUCAUUCCUCCAUCCACAGCUGAAACAAUAUGGAUGAGUGAACGUGACUCUGAGGCUUCAUCACAGCAAAUACAUGGAUCAGCAUCAUCAUCAUCAUCACCAUCAUCAUCACUGGAAUUGACUGUUCUAGAUGCGCAGGAAAAGAAACUACCUAAGAGACUCCACAUCCAGCCUGCUAGGCAAACAAGCCUGGAACAGACUCUGGACAUACUCCUGGGACACUCCUGAACCUGUCACAUCGCUGAAGAGUGGACGCACACCCUUCCUCAGACACACACUCCUCUUGAGGAAUUCCAAGCAGUGUCAGACCUUCUAGAUCUUUCCUUUGUGUCAAGAACAUUCGCCCAAAAACGACACUGCUGAUCAUUUCCAGGAAGGGGUGGGUCUUCAGAGCUUCUGAGCUCAAUUUUGGAGGAGGAAGGAAGUCAUUUCAGUUGUGCCCCUGAGUUGGAUGUGUUACCCUGGCACAAACCGCUCUAGUUCCUUUUAGAAACUUCACAAGAAGUGAGAACAUAAACCUAAUAAGCUUGUGAUUUAGUCCUUAAAUGCCUUCUUCAAGGGAUUUUCUGUGUAGGUGCUAAUUGUAUCUCUAUAAAGUCUAUAAAGUAGGUAUUUAUGGUAUCAUCUUGAAUAUUAAGAAAUAUCUCAGUGGUUAAGUAUUUCUUGCUGUGCUGUGUUCGGCAUUCAUUUGUAAAACUGGAUAUAGAGUAUUAUUUUUGCUCAUAGAGAAUUAUUAAGUAAUAAUAACCAGGGUUUAAGUCAUCAAAUCAGUGGACAUUGCAACCUGCCAAACAUCGUGAACUACUGGAUAUUUAAAUCCACUGGACAUUCAAGCUACUAGACAUUGCACACUACUGGAUAUUGCAGACUUUUGGACAUUGCAAACUUCACAUUGGAACUUGCUUUACCUUCUUAUGAACUUUAACUUCAAGGAAUCUGAGCUCUAGAUCUACAGUCCUGAUCCAUCCAUGAGGAACUAGUGUGACUGCAAACUGUGCUUGACCAGCAACUUCAACAGAACAAUGGACAAAAGCAUCCGUCCAUAUGUUCCCUCCAAUGGCUGAGCGUCAUCCUCUGAGUAUACAGAAGACAUCAUCCAAAGGGCUGUGAGUGACACCACAAACACACACUCAAACUCCUGUAAAGACCACGCUUCACUUCUCGGAGCGAAUGUCCUGUCUGCGACGCCAGCCUGUGACCAUCCCAAUGGAUACCGUCAAGAUCAUCCAAUCUGAGAAAUUCCCCCGGGAGUGCCCAGUGCCAGUCACUCAGCCUCGUUUUGCACCUCCUCCACGGGUGGCCUGGGAUGGAGGAGGUGAAGGGGAAGUCAUUGUCAACCAAGCCUGUAGCGACUUGUCCCUGGAGGUCAAUGGAAACACUGUGGUCAAUCCACGGCCUAUGGUAUCCCCUCCAGCUCCUGUCUUGCGCCGGGAAGCUAGCUAUUUAGCUCAACGCAAGGCAAGCACCACCGAGAUAUGCUACCACCAGUUUCACUACAAGAUGGAUGACGUAAUCGUGAACCAGUACGUGCUUCGCUCUUCGUCCACUUCUUCCUCUUCUUCCUCCUCGACAUCCUCUGGGCCGGUGAUGCCAUGUGAACCACUGGACUGCCCAACUUGCGGACACAUGUACAACUUUGCAGGAAAGCGCCCCCGGAUCCUUUCCUGCCUGCACUCAGUGUGCGAGGAGUGCCUGCAGAUCCUGUAUGAGUCUUGCCCCAAGUACAAGUUCAUCUCUUGCCCCACGUGCCGCCGUGAGACCGUCCUCUUCACCGACUACGGCCUGGCCGCGCUGGCCAUCAACACCAGCAUCCUGAGCCGGCUGCCAUCUGACCCCGGAGGGACCGUGCAGUGGGGCGGAGAUGCCGACCGCAGCUGCUAUCAGACGGUGCGCCAGUACUGCCAAUCGGCAUGCACCUGCCACAUUGCCAACCCGCUCUCAUCCUGCGGCAUCAUGUAGAUCCAAAACGGACUAUUGAGUCGUACUGUUUGAGCCAAACCACAGAACUCAACCACCCCUAUCACCCUGCUUUUCCAAAGCUUUCUUCCUGUAGAUCCAAAAACAGCCCACCAGGUGGCACUGCUCGAGCCAAAACCAAGACCCUUCCCAUGACACUGUUUUUUCCCAAAGCUCUCCUUCUCUCCCAACAUCCUUUCACUUGCAGCAUAACGUAGGACUUUGUAAACUCCUGAACAAUGCAAAUUGCUGGACCAAAACAGGCCAUCAGAUGUGAAACAGGCCCUCAAUUGGCACUGUUUGAGCCAAAACCACUUCACGACCCUACUUCUCCAAAGUUAUCCUUCCUGUUGGAGCAUCAUCUAGAUCCAAAACAGUCCAUCAGGUGGUGCUGUUUGAGCCAAAAUGCCAAAACACAACCCCUCCUUGCUGUGACCAUGCUACUCCCAAGUCCUCUGUCUCACCCACAACAGAUGUAUCUAUAGAUCUAAUAGCACAGACGGUUGCUGUCUGGACUUUUAAGUGAAAAGGACACUUGUGCGCGGAGCCAAGAAAAAUGAAAUAUCAGAGUAAAUGUAUUUUAUGUACGAACUAAUUGACCCCUUCCCCAAACCCUGUUUCUCUUGUUUGGAUGUGUUUGUCAUUGACAUCUCUUCACAUGGGAAUGCCAAGGAGACUUUGUCUCCCCCCCCUCCUGGGUAAAGCAAAUAAAUUAAUUGAAAUGAA